This is a messenger RNA of Brassica oleracea var. oleracea, 505 nucleotides long. RefSeq lists its product as uncharacterized. The record is from RefSeq and is a predicted model, not a curated record. Bases 54 to 239 code for a protein of 61 amino acids. The transcript has a single exon. NCBI's taxonomy places the organism in Eukaryota, Viridiplantae, Streptophyta, Magnoliopsida, Brassicales, Brassicaceae.
CACAUAAAUUCAUAUACACUCAUACAUCUAUUUCUUAUAGUCUUAAGAAGAUCAUGAGCUCCGAGGGGCUAAAGCCGUUUAAGAAGAAAGAAGGGACUGUGAUCCCCAAGAAGAGAGAGUUGGUGAAGACAAAAAUCCUCAAAGCCAUUCUCUCUUUCUUCCGUCGCUCUGACAGCAAAAAAAGUUCUGAGGCUACGGGUGACGGUGCCAGAAAGCGCGUGUAUCCCACUCGCCAAUGACCGCUCGUUUACCGUGGAGUUGAAGAUAGUUACUAUCAUGAUCUUUUAUGGGUUCAUCUCCUCUGUUUCAUUUGUUAUAGUAUAUUUAAGUAGAAGGAAGCUUAAUUAGCCUUGUUGAAGACUAUCUGUUUCUUUAUAUUCGAGGUUUGGUUUCUCCGUCUCGAGAAAGGGAAAUAUUUCAUGAAUGAUGAAUUAAUAUGUUUAGUCCUCUUCUUGUGUAAAACCCAUUCAUAUAUGAUGAGCAUGAGGCGUUGUGAUUCGUUAUG